AUGCGGUUCACCGCGUUACUAAGCGUAGCCCUCCCAGCAGUGGCAGAGCUUCUCCGCCCCGAUGGUAUAUCCUUGAGCCUGAACGGGACAAACUAUUUCUUAUCGCCAUCGCUUCGAGAGACUUUACCAACAGGCCUCAUUCCAGCCACCAUCGCUACAAAUUCUUUGGCAUUUGUGCCGGUUACUAUCGUUGGCAAUAAUACCGCUCAAGAUGAUCUCCCCAAACUGUUCAGAAGCUGGGCGCAAAAGGACGACGUUUGGCAACCUGUCUUCUCUGAAUUGGUGGUACUUUUGAAGUCGCCUGGUUGUAAAUCAACAACGACAAACUCCCUCGCGAGUAUUCGAUCGGUCGUAUCUUGCUGGGGUAAAGCUCCGGAAAUUCCCUCUGGGCCCUACUUCUUAGACCCAUACAGAGGAAGCCUGCAUCAAGUGUAUCGGCUGUACGAUGACUUCUCCGGUAGCUUUCUGGAGUCGAUUCUCCAGUCGCCAGACGGAACCUUUCAGACUCUCCCAGCGCAUGCUCCCGGUAGCAGUUCUCUCACCAUUGGAGUUCCGUCGCGUUUAUACUUCACCCGCACGAAGGACAAGCCGCUGGCAGGCGUUCGAGUGGGAGUCAAAGACCUUUAUGACCUCAAGGGUGUCAAGAGCUCUCGGGGCAACCGUGCUUGGUACAACCUCUAUCCCGCGGCGAACAAGACAGCACCAGCUAUCCAGAACCUAAUCGACGCUGGAGCCGUCAUUGUCGGUACACAGAAGCUCUCCCAGUUUGCGAAUGGGGAGAAUCCAACGGCAGAUUGGGUCUCGUACCUUGCGCCGUUCAACCCACGCGGAGAUGGGUACCAAGGUCCAUCCUCGUCCUCAUCGGGUGCGGGAGCAUCUAUAGCAUCUUACCCUUGGCUGGACCUUGCUGUUGGGAGUGACACUGGAGGCUCUAUACGUGGACCUGCUGGCGUGUCAGGAGUUUUUGGCAAUAGGCCUACUCAUGGCCUUGUCAGUCUGGACCACGUGAUGCCGCUUUCACCCAAGAUGGACACAGCGGGUUUCCUGACUCGCGAUCCGGAGAUCUGGGGAGCAGCGCAGGCGGCCAUGUAUAAAGAAAACUACACCACUUUUUCGGAAAAGAAUACUCAGUACCCGCGGACGAUUUAUACUGCAGGUUUCCCAGGCAAUGACACCCGGCAGGGCGCAAUACUGCACCAAUUCGCCAACGAUCUCGCUGAUUUACUGGCCACCAAUAUUACAGAAUAUAACAUCAGUCAGCACUGGGCUUCAACCGGUCCAAAGUCCGUUCGAGACACCCCGUUGACGGAGUUUUUGAACUUGACCUAUGCUGCUCUUAUUACCAAGGAGCAGAUUGCUUUAGUCAAAGAGCCAUUCUUCAGAGACUACGCUGCCGCUCAUGAUGGUCGCCUGCCUUACGUAGACCCAGCACCUAGCGUGCGGUGGGCAUGGGGCGAAAGCCAGCCAGACUCCAUCCUCGACGACGCCAUCAGGAACAAAACCGUCUUCAUGAACUGGUUCAACCAGAAAGUUCUUCCAAAGGAUAAAGAUCCCCACCGAUGCUCAUCUAGCAUCUUACUACACUCCGAAAGCACUGGGAGUUUCGGCCGGCGCGACGUCUAUCGUGACCCUCCUACCGUUCCCUUUGGCUGGACAUUGAGCAGAAUUUCCAUCUUUAGCGAAGCACCGGAUAGUGUCUAUCCAAUUGGGGAAGUGCCGUAUUCUAGUGAUAUCACUAACCAUGAGGAGAGCUUGCCUGUGACGGUUGACAUCAUGGUGGCGAAAGGUUGCGAUGGCCUCAUACCAAGGUUGGCUCAGGAACUUGUUGGACAAGGCAUAUUGAAGAUUCCAAAGUCUGGCGGGAGUAUAUUAGGAGGAGAGGUUUUGUUUUAG
Molecule: messenger RNA, 1893 nt
Organism: Fusarium oxysporum Fo47
Lineage: Eukaryota; Fungi; Ascomycota; Sordariomycetes; Hypocreales; Nectriaceae
Product: amidase signature domain-containing protein
Exons: 2
Coding region: 1-1893 (630 amino acids)
Source: RefSeq, a predicted model, not a curated record